CACUCUUCUCCUCACUCUUCUACUCGCUCUGCUCUGAGGCUCAUCAGCAUGGAGGCAACCAAAGAGCAGGGAGCUGCUGUGUUUGGGACAGCGGAGAUGGAGAGUCAGCGUACGGCACCGAAGAAACGUAACAACCGGAAGAAUAUCGUCAUUGUGGUCGUGCUGCUGUGUCUUCUGAUCAUCAUCCUGGCCGUGGCUCUGUCAGUGAAAAACCACAGACACCAGAACAACGGGGAAUUCUGGCUCCUUGUGGCCUCUGAGGAAACUCCACAGCUCCACUGUCCGCCUGGUUUUUCUAAGCCUCCUCUCAUCCUGGUGUCCUUGGACGGAUUCAGGGCUCGGUAUCUGAAAGACCACAGCAGUCACAUUCCUGUCAUCAACAAGUUACGAAGUGUCGGAGCAACAACAACAAACAUGAGGCCUGUUUAUCCCACCAAGACUUUUCCAAACCACUACAGCAUUGUCACUGGUCUCUAUCCUGAGUCCCACGGGAUUGUGGACAACAAGAUGUACGACGUGACUCACAACGCCUUCUUCAGCAUGAAGACAGAUGAGAAGUUCAGCCCCAAGUGGUACCAAGGAGAGCCUGUCUGGCUCACGGCCAUGCAUCAGAAACUAAAGACAGCAACUUUCUUCUGGCCUGGAUCGGACGUUGCCAUCAACGGUUCCUUCCCAGACUUCUAUAAAGUCUACGACAAGAGCAUCUCAUUUGAAGACAGACUGUCCACACUCUUCCAAUGGCUGAGUCUACCACAAAGAGAGAGACCAGACCUCCUCACUCUGUACCUGGAAGAGCCCGACACGGCAGGUCACCACUACGGGCCGGGAAGCCAAGAGGUCAUUGACGCUCUGAAAAAAGUGGACAAGAUUUUGGGAAUGUUGAUGGAUGGACUGACAGAGAAAGGCCUGCACCACUGUGUCAACCUGAUCAUCACAUCUGACCACGGGAUGGAGGAGGCCACCUGCGAAAAGGCAGCAUUUGUGUCAACAUUUCAGGACAACACUGAGGACUUCACUAUCAUCCAGGGCCCAGCAGCUCGUAUCAGACCCACUCGUCUCCCUGACAGUUACUUUUCCUUCGACUACGAAGGCCUGGUGAAGAACCUGUCGUGCAGGGCCCCCAACCAGCCAAUGAGGCCUUUCCUCAAAGAACACCUCCCAAAAAGGUUUCACUUCGCCAAUAACAAGCGCAUAGAGAGAGGACAUCUGUACAUGAAGCAGGGCUGGCAGGCAGCACUGAAUCAAAAGGAAAUCAAGUAUUGCGCCGGAGGAUUCCACGGAUCAGACAACGUCUUCACCAACAUGCAGGCGAUCUUCAUGGGCUACGGCCCAGGAUUUAAGAACCACACCGUCGUGCCAACAUUUGAAAACAUUGAACUGUACAACCUAAUGUGUGAUCUUCUUGGGAUUCGUCCUUCUCCCAACAAUGGGACUCAUGGUAGUCUGAACCACCUCCUGAGGGAUCCAGUCUUCCUCCCAGUUCACCCAGCAGCCCUCUCCUAUGACACACCCUGUGAGGCCAGUAGUCCACGGCCCACCGAUGACCUGCAGUGCUCCUGUCCAUCCCAGACCAGGGACAGGGAGGUAGACAUGAACAGGCCUCUCAUGACAGUGAACUCUACUGAUAGGGUCCGCUGGCGUCGCCUCCACCAUCCCUUCGGGACUCCUCAGGUGGUCCAGCCCGACGUCUCCUUCUGCCUCCUGCAUCAUUCUGACUACCUGAGCGGAUACAGCAGGGACCGCCUCCAGCCCCUGUGGGUCUCGUACACCAUCCCGUCUGUGACUACAGUGCAGCCUCUGAGCCCAGAGAUGGAGGCUUGCGUUCGUGCCGACGUACGAGUCCCGGCGGCCACCAGCCAGCUGUGUGUACGCUACAGGGACAACUCCAAUCUGACCUUCGGCCUGCUGCACUCUCUCUAUCUGAGCAUCACUGGACCUUGGUCUGACUCCCUGCUCACCAGCAACAUGGCUCCAAUGUUCCCUGCAUUUAAAGUUGUUUGGACCCACCUCCAUGAAGUCCUGCUCCCAAAAUACUCCCAGCCUAACGGAGUCAACGUCAUGAGUGGGCCCGUAUUUGAUGAAAACUUUGAUGGACAUAUUGAUGCUUCCAAAACAGGGAACCAGGCUCCCGUCCCAACACAUUUCUUUGUGAUUCUGACCAGCUGUGGUGACCCGACCUUUGGCCCUGCUAACUGUCAGGGCCCACUUCGAGCCAAGUCCUUUGUCCUGCCCCACAGACCGGACUACACUGAGACCUGUGCAACUGUCUCGGACUUGUCCUGGGUGGAGGACUGGUUAAAUUUCCACUCAACUCGUGUCAGAGACGUUGAGCUCCUGACAGGACUGAGCUUCUAUCACGACAGGAUAUCAGUAGAGGAGACGCUACAGCUCAAGACGUUUCUACAUAUAGCCUAACAAAGAGACACUAGAAUUUCUAGGAGAGAAACUCGAAUGAACUGGUUCUUAUUUGCCAAAUGUUACGGCGCUUCCUGGUUGUACUUUUCUUUCUUACAGCAACACCGUUGUCAUAGUUUUGUAAAUGUUGAGUUGCUGAGGCCGAUGUGGUUUUGUGUGACUGUGUGUUUGGCGCCGUCCGAGAAAAAAGAACUAGACUUUCCAUCCAGAUGCAAAAAACUACUGCACUCCCUGCCACACCCUGUAGGAAGGGUUCGAUUCCCUGUGGUCUUUCUGCAUGGAGUUUUCAUAUUCUCUUCAACAUUGUUCCACCUUAAUAACUGUCUACAAAUGGAAGUUAAAUGUUUGUGUCAGUUGUAAAAUGUCAAAGAUUUUUUAAUGUCUAUUGAAUUUCACCAAUUUUUUUUAGUAAAUAAUAAAAAAAAUCUAAAAAAAAAAAA
This is a messenger RNA of Cynoglossus semilaevis (tongue sole), 2855 nucleotides long. RefSeq names its product ectonucleotide pyrophosphatase/phosphodiesterase 1 (gene enpp1). The record is from RefSeq and is a predicted model, not a curated record. Gene Ontology annotation, molecular function: metal ion binding; dinucleotide phosphatase activity; phosphodiesterase I activity. NCBI's taxonomy places the organism in Eukaryota, Metazoa, Chordata, Actinopteri, Pleuronectiformes, Cynoglossidae. Gene Ontology annotation, biological process: regulation of bone mineralization; nucleoside triphosphate catabolic process; inorganic diphosphate transport. The coding region runs from base 49 to 2415 and encodes 788 amino acids. Gene Ontology annotation, cellular component: cell surface. The transcript is spliced from 23 exons.